Messenger RNA from Plasmodium malariae, 1110 nucleotides. Its product is annotated as conserved Plasmodium protein, unknown function. NCBI's taxonomy places the organism in Eukaryota, Apicomplexa, Aconoidasida, Haemosporida, Plasmodiidae. The transcript is spliced from 3 exons. Bases 1 to 1110 code for a protein of 369 amino acids. The record is from RefSeq and is a predicted model, not a curated record.
AUGACUGUAGACAAACCGUCCAUAUGUUUGAUUUGUGAUAAGGAAGGAUUCAAGUGGAUCCCCCUUUUAAUGAGUGAAUGGAAAAUAAAAUAUUUGUUUUGUAAUGAUCAGGAGUUAAAAAAUUGUUAUGUGGAAACGUUUGGUCUAUAUGACACAGAAACAAACAAAAGUGAUAACACUUUAAAAUAUUUAGAUGAGCUCAGUCCUGAAAAGAUUCAUUUAUUAUUUUUAGCCUUGUCUACAAAUAAAUAUCACGAAGUAAUAUUAGAAUAUGUAAUAAAUCAAAAAAAAUUUUUUUACAUAUUUAGCUCAAAUGUACCAACAUUAAAUAUUCAGAAAUUGGAAAAGCUGAGAUCCUUACUAAAUAAUUUUAAUGCUCAUACAAAUUAUAUAUAUGAUAUUAAAAAAGAGUAUAAAAAUGUUAAUAAGCAAUUUUAUUGGAAUAUUUUUAAUCCUUUGUUGAACGAGCGUGUAUUUUAUAAUCUUAAGAAUACGCUGAACGACUUAGGAUAUAUAUAUGCUGUACAGAUAGAAUCUACAUUUAUUCCUUUUUCAGUUGAAAAUGAAGGAAUAACAAAUAUAUUAUUAUAUAGAUCUAUUUUAAUAAUUUCUCUGAUUGAAUAUUUAUUUGAAAAACCCAAAAAAGUUCUAUCCAAAUGUUAUUCUAUUAAAAGCGACAAAGAAACAGUUCAUUGCUUAGCUGGUAAUGUUUUUUAUAAUUCCUUAACUUGUUAUUUCAAUAUUUCCGUUAACACGUUAAAUAAAAUUUUUGCCCUCAAAAUAUACGGUAACAACGGGUUUAUCGAGGUCUCAUACAGCAAGGAGCAUAACUGCUUCCAAAUGCAACGAUGUUUAAACCACUAUGAAUACCCCAACUUAUUUGUGGAAGAUUCUUAUAGGAGUGCAUUAAAUGAGAUCAAAUAUUUUUUAGAUGAAAAACUUUAUACAAACAAGUAUAUAAAUGCUUAUAUUAAUGCUGUACAUACUUCCUUGUGUUUGUGGAAAAGUGAUGGGGAAAACAUUGCUCUAGAAAAUUUCCCAGAAAACUGUACUAGCCAAAAUGGUAAUGAACUUAAAAAACAAGCAGAACUGGAUGCUAUCACUGCGUGA